Molecule: messenger RNA, 567 nt
Organism: Diutina rugosa
Lineage: Eukaryota; Fungi; Ascomycota; Pichiomycetes; Serinales; Debaryomycetaceae
Exons: 1
Coding region: 1-567 (188 amino acids)
Source: RefSeq, a predicted model, not a curated record
AUGCCUCCACAGACCACUUUCAUCAAGGUGGGGCAAACCACUCUUCCACUUAAGGUGUUUAUCAAUCGAGCUAGCAAGGACAAUCUGCUUGUGACAAUCAAUGGAAAGUCGCAGGUAACCUUAAGAGAAUUUAGCCAUGCUCGGUUGUCAUCUCAUCAAAUGUCGGUGCUUGUUAAUGACACACUUAGAUCUGAGUUGUCCAAAGCUUUACUUGAAUCUCCGCUCUCUGAACUAUUGCAGGAUAAACAAAAGGUAGUACAGCUCACCAAGACAAAGGCAAAGGACAAAUAUACUUUAAACAUACCUAUAAAAGUCAUACUCGCUGUGCGUAUUGAUAAUGAUAUGUUAACUGGAAGUGAAUUCCAAUAUCUAAGCGAGUCGGGAAUUGACAUACCCCACCUUCCAGUGCACCAAUCUCGUUUACUUACAAGAAAGGGCGUCAUGAAAAAGAUUCUCAUUGAGGAUGAAGAUGAAUUCACUCAAGAACCUACAAAAACCGUCGAGUACAAGUUCUCUCUGAAUCGUGUUAUUGGUGGGUUGGAGACGAUAUCAGUGUUUGUGAACUAG